Cinara cedri is the source of this 8691-nucleotide messenger RNA. Lineage: Eukaryota; Metazoa; Arthropoda; Insecta; Hemiptera; Aphididae. The record is from the annotation of a GenBank genome assembly.
CGCAGAUAUAUUAUAGUCCAUUGAUUAUCAGUAAAUAUGUAAGUUUUACUGUUUGUCUAUACAGUAGCAUUAAUAAAUUUUGUUUCAUAGGUUUUCUAAGUUUUGACGAUUUUAAUUUUUUCGUUUAUGUUAAAAAAUGGUUGUACAUAAAAUCCCAAUAAAACAUAUAAACGAUGAUCAACAUAUACAACAAAUGGUGACCCAACAGCCAACUAGUUUUCAUAGGUCAUCAAAGCCUGUACCACUUGUUCGACAAGCUCCAGUUUUUGAUUUGGAAGUUAUUACAAGCGACAAUUUUGUCCCAUGGGUAUGUGUCUAAUAAUUCUUGUUGAGUGUAUUUAACAGUUUGACAUUAAAUAUACCAAAUUUGUUUUUUAUAGACAAAUACAUUUAAUAUGCGUCAAGUUACUCUUGCUAAUAUUAUAGAUGUACCCAAUGGUAAUAAUAAUAGUGAGAAAGCUACAACAAAAGCCGUCAAAAUGCGUGCAAAAAAUUUGGUCAACGCUGCUAAAUCUUUAGAUUUACUAAGACAAAAUUUACAGAAUUCCAUAAACAAAGAUAUUGAUAAUGUUAUAAAAAAAUAUUUAACAGUAUGUAUUUACAGUUAAAUUGUAAUUCAAUCAAUAUUUUUAUUGAAAUUAAUUGUUUAGACUUAUUUUGGCUUAGCCAUUGAUAAUGUAAAAAACAAUUUGGGUUCAAAUUGUGUUACUGAAGAUCACAUAAGAGAAGUUUGUCGAACAAUGUUAGAUGAAGCAAAAUUAAUGUAUUCAAAUCCACCAUUGUCUAGCAGUAAUUCACCAUUCAAUACUGCCCAAACUACAGAUAUGCUUAUAGAAUCACGAUUCGUAAAGCAACAUUCCAAAGUAACUAUGGGUUUUGUUGUGUUUGAUAAUUUUAGAAUUAAUAAUACUUAAUACAUUUUCUGAUCGCAGAAUAGAUCUCUACUUAAACGUAAAGAGCCGCCUGUUCAAGAAGCCGAUAAUAAAAUUAAUCCUAUUGUUGAACAAACGUCUUCUCAUCAACCAUUGGUGAAAUUUCAGUCUGCUUGGGACCCAACCAAAAUUCAUUCUCAAACACUAUUUGUGUUGGCUACUAGAGCUAAUAAGGUACCUAAUUUUUAUAAAAAUGAUUACCUACUAUAUUAUGGUACUUUGGAAAAAUUAUUUUUCCAUAUAUAUAAUAUUUAAUUCAAUUUAUCUAUGUCAGUUGAAAUAUUGGUUAUUUUUGGUAUCAAUUUUUAAGCAGAUUAUUUUUAAUUGCUGCCUAAUACCUAUGUUUUUCAAGAGUAUUUAAAUAAAGAAAGCCUUUAAAUACUAUGCAUUUUUUGUUUGAUAUUAUUUUACUAUAGCUACUUUUUUCAUUGAAGUGGUGGGAGGGAAAGUAUGUCUGUGAAUAAAUAAUAAUAUUUUCAAAAAAUAUUUACUGAAAUAUCGUUAAUACAGAAAAAUUAUACACAUUAUAUAUUUUUUAGAAAUUUUCAUCCAAUUAUAAAAUGAUUAUCUUUUUUUUUUGUAUUACAUAUUUGCACAUUGCGGCAUUCUGUGGUAAAAUAAAUGAUAAUUGAUUAGUAGUAAAUGGAUGCUAUGGUCUUUGAAGAACAGAUCUGACAACUACCAUCCUCGCCUCUUUCCAUGUGGAGAAAUGUAAACUGUAGAAAUAGAUGUUCUUAAAAUGCAAGCCAAUAAGGAAGAAAAUACACAAGCAUACAAAUUCAUAAACCCAAUUAAAGGUUUAUGUGAAGUUUUACUAAGUAAAUUUUUUUAUACUUUAAAGUUUAAAAAAGAAACAACUAGGAAAGUUUUCUGAAUUGCUUAUUGUAUAGCAAUAAAAUUCAGCAACCCUACAUUGGUAUACUCAUGUUUGUGGGUUCACAAUCGGUCAAUUAAAUUCUUACUAGUAAAUCGUGUAGCAGUAUAAUUGACCAUAUUUCAAUAGAAUUUGGAAGAAAAAUGUGUAAUGACAUAAAAAAUCCGAGGAAAACUUUUAUUCUUGUAGAUGAAUCUACAACUUCAAAUCAAAAAACUAUAUUAGUUAUUUAUCUAAGAACUGUUGUUGGCAGAGAUAAUAUGAUAAUUACUUUUUUUUUUUUUUUGGUAAAGUUGAGUUAAGUUAUACAUCUGAUUGAGAAAUGAUGCAAUAAUUAAAAAUAUUAUAUUCUUAAAUAUGUCUUUAAAUGGACUUAAUGAAAUCUAUUGUAUACAUUGAUAACAAUGCAUAUAGUAUCUUCUGUUAUGUUAAUUCAAUGUGUUAGACCUCUUGUUAAUAUUUUGUACUAAAUUCAUGUGUAUUAUCUUAAAUAAGAGAAAUAUCUUUUGAUGAAGUGUGCUAUUUAAAAGGAUACAUAAAGAGGACAAUAACUGUUAUGAAGAAUUAUGUAGUAUAUUAUUAUAUUAUACAUAUAUUAAAAAGCUUAACCUAUUUAUAUUGUUAUUUUAUAUAAAUAGAAGGAUCUAAUUUAUCAUAAAUCAUUUAUUUUAAAACUAAUUUUUAAAUUUGUUACUCCUAUAUAUAAUUUAAAUGAUUAUUGACUUUUGAUUUUAAAAUAAGUAUCCCCCCUCCACUCGCUUUUUGAACACAUAUUUAAAUAAAUAAUAUAUUAUAUUUCUACAUAUUUUUAUAUGUAUAACACUUAUAUUAAAUUUAUUAUUUAUGAGUUAUAAAAGUUUAAAAUUUAGUAUGGAAGAGCAAUAAAUUUCAUAUACAUUAUUAGAUUUAAAUUCAUAUCCCUUCUCUAUUCUUCUGGUCUAAAUCGUAAAUUGCUACAACUCAGUAAAUUUGAUAUUAGCGUUUUACCUAUCAAAUUUUUAUGAAAAAUAUACUCCGUUUAAAAGUGGUGUUGCUAUUAAUCAAAAUGUAUACUCAAUUAAGGUAUACAGAUUAGGUAUGAUAAAAUGCAUAUAAAAUAUUGUUGAAAUAAAACUUAAAUAAUUCUAAAAUGAUAAAGAAAAAACUUUAAUGAAAUUCAUUUAAAAUUCUUUGAGAAAUCACUGGUUCAUGAUAAAUUAAUCACUCUGUAUAUAUGUGAAACUACUUAUUAAUUUAACUAAUUAAAGAAUGAUUUUUAGUUUAUAAAUAUUUAUAUUCUAUAGAUUGAGUUAUAAUGUAAUGUAGUGGAUUAUAUUUGAUUAUUUUUGAAAAUUGAUGUAAGGGAAAUGUGGGGAUAAGCGAAGUCCCCCAUGGGUUAGGUUGAAUUUAAAUCAUUUCAAGAAAUCUUAUUUUUUUAAUGUCCUUAUAUUUUUGCAAUUCAAGUACUACUGUUAAGUGUUACCAUAUUAUUUAGUAGCUAGUACCUAUAGAAAUGUUGUUCUUUCAUUUAAUUAACAUUCAAUCAUGUACAUUGAUGAAAGUAAUUUGUAUGCAUUUUACAGAGAGGAGGACGUAUGUACAAUAAACAUCCAGAAUUAUUUCAAUAUACUAUAGACUUGGAAGAUCGUGAAUGGUUGAUGAAGCAGAAAUUAUUUGUUUUACCACCACCUUCACCUGCAAAUUCUACUUCUAUACUGUUAUUAGAAGACGUGCAAUUAAUACUGAGUAGUGUGAAUUACAAGUAAUAAAUUUGUUCUUGUGUUUUACAUAGAAAUUAAUUAAUUUCUAAAACUAAUAACAGUUAAUUUUAAUUAUUUUUCUACUUCAAUUAAAAAUAAAACUAUUAAAUUCCAUAUGUAAAAAUUAUAAUUAUGAUAUAUCAUAAUAAUUCAUAUACCUAACAAUUAGGUGUUAUCAAUUAAGGACAUUUUUGCCAUAACAUUUUUAAUGUUUUCCAUGAAAACAUGUCUGUUUGAUUACCAUACAUUUAUAUUUUUAGGGAAAUUAUUUAGAAGAUACUUAUUUUAUAAUUUGAAAAAUAAUUAAGUAAUAUAUUUUAAUUUAUUUUUAUUCCAAUGUCAAGAACAAUGAUAAUAAAUAUUUUAUAAUAUGUGAAAAUUGCACUUAAAACAAAAAUAAAAUAAAAUAUACACUUAUAUGGAAAAAUAAAAAGCCAGAUAUGCAAAAUAAAACAAAUUGCCUUGAAUUUCAAAUUUAUUGUCUAUACAAAAUAAGAAUAGUAGUCAGCGGUGAUGAGUUUUCAUUGCUGACAGUCAUAGCCAUGCCCAUUCUAUCUCCCGCUUGGUCAACUAUCUAUUUUACCUUUCAAUUAACCGUAAAAUAGAAACUUUGUACUGGUCGGCUGUCCAAUGUCAAUUAUAAAUUAAUACCGUUCUUCGGGACGGCAGAGCCAACGCUUCGCGUAUUGAAGGCCACGCCCAUGUGCAGAACUCGGCUACCAACUAUUAUGCUUAUUUUAUAUAGACUAUAUUCAUGUUUUGAAUGAUUAUUGCAAAACAUGCAAACUAUUAUAAGUCUCUAGCCGUAAUUAUAGUAUAUUAUUUUGUUAUUAACUUAAGUUGUAUUAGAGUAGAGGAUUGUUCGCGACCUAUUUUUUUGCUAACUAAAUUGUUUUUCAGGAAAUACUCUCAUCCCUUAUACAGGGUGAUUUUUUUUUUAUCAUGAACUAGAAAUCUCUGAGGAUUUUAAGUGAAUUUGAUUUCUAUUUUUCUAAUCUUUGUGGAAUCGUUUAAGCUUUAUUUAAAAACCAUUUUUAGUUCUUACUUUUUACUCCUGCUCCAUACACCUUAAAUAAGUGCAUACUUUUGAUUUUAAAAUGGGAUCCCCACAUAUUUGAAUAAAUAAUUUUUUUCUAGAAAUUUUGAUAUGCAUAACACUAAUAUCAGGUUUACUGUUUAUAAGUUAUAACAGUUUAAAGUAUAAACCGAAGAAGUAGAGAAGGGUUAUAGAUAGACAGUUUAUUAUUCUUCCCAACUUCUCCAGUCUAGACUUUAAACGGUUAUAACUCAUGAAUGGUAAACCUGAUAUUAGUGUUUUACAUAUAAAAAUUUCUAGAAAAAUAUUCUCUAUUCAAAUCUAUGUCCAAAAGUUUGGAUCCCAUUUUAAAAUCAAUUUAUGCACUUAUUUAAGGUACAUGAAACAAAGGUAAAAAAUUAAAAAUGGUUUUAAAGUAAAGUUUAAACAAUUCCACAAAUAUUAGAAAAACAGAAAUCAAAUUCACUUAAAAUCUUCUGAGAUAAUUGCUGGUUAAAAGAAUUACCCUGUAUAGUGAAUCAAUUUCAAUCAUCUUUUUUUUAUUGGAUAGAGGAAUAUUAUGAUUUAAUAAGAGUUUGAAUACGAUCAAUUUUUAUCAUACUUAGUUUUGUGGUUUUUGGUUACUAACUCAAAAAUUUAAUCUACAAGUGCACUAAAAUGCACUUGUAGGAAGUUUUUCAUUUUUCAAUAGAAAACAAAUUUUCUGAAUUGGAUCUAUUUACGAGGCUAGUGAGUUGGGCUUCCAGUUAGACUGCCUACCCACUGACUGUAUCUGCUAUCAAAAAUACUGACAUCUAGACGUUUUUACCUGUUCCCAUAUCUCAACUAUUUAACUUCUUACAUAUCAUUAUUUUCUCAGUAUCCUACUGCCAGUCAUACUAAUAACCCACCAACAAAACUGAAAUUUAGACAUUCAAUGUAUUUUCCCUUCUCCUGUAUCUUAAUAUUAUUAUUAUUCCUAUUUACCUACCUUGGUAUCCUUUCCGACAAGUUUUGACCAGAAGUUUGUUUAAUAAUAAAAAUUUGAUAUAUUGGAGGCAUUUUGAAUGAAUCUUUUAUCAAGGGUAGGUGAUUUAGUAGGUAAUAUUAUAUUAUAGAAAUUAGUACAAAAAAAAACUCAAACUUCAAUACGCCACAAAUGGGAUACAGAAAUAGUAGGUUAGCAAAUUUAGGAUGCCUUGAUAUAGUUUAUAAAACAUGUUUACAUAAAUGUUACAUUAGUGUAGAUAUCUAAAUAAUAUAAUUGUUUAUUUUUAAUAAGUAUGUACAAAUAAUUUGAUUCUAUUUUUUAAAUUGAUCUCUUGUUGAUUAACUUAGAAACUCAUUAUAUUAUACAUUUUCAGAAAUAAUCCUCAUGAACUCAAAGGUUUUGAAUUACCAGAGUUCAUACUGAAUAAAGUAAGAAACACAAUGUUACUCAAUAAACCUCCUGAUUUGCAGUCCCCUCAACAAAUUAUUAUCACGGAAAAUGGUGAAAUUGAAGAUCAUGCAGUAAUGCAAACAUUAAAUUCAUUAAUAUUCUUUUUAUCAGUAUUGUGGUAAUUAUUUUAUUAUCAUCUUCUUUUAGCCAUGCAGUAUAACAUUAAACGAAAACACAAACUCUUCAAUCACCCAAUCGGCUGCUCAUUCAGAAUCAAGUAGUAUAAUUAUUUCAGGUAUUAAGCCUAUUUUAUAAUAAUUGAUAUAUUUUUGUAUAAUUAAAUAAAAAAAUAUUAAAAUAAUAAUAUUCAAACUUUAUUUGAAGAAAAAAAAAACUUUCAUGAUUUAUGAUAAUGCAAAUCUAAUCUUUAAUAAUAAAAUUACCAUUAUUCCUUACUCAAAUUUGCUAUAAUUUUGUUUUUGAUUUAAAUUGUAAAUUCAAUGAAUUAUUAAGAAAGAAAAAAAAAAAGCUGAUACUGGGGAUGGGUGCUGUUAUAGGAUGGCCACUGUUAUAGGUCGGUAGUUAGGAAGAUAGAGUACAUAAAGUUAUUUAAUUUAAACCUGUAAUUAACUAUAAAUUAUCACUAAUGAAAAAGUAAUUUGGAGCAAAGUUCAGUUAUACAUGUUUUGAAAUGCCAUAAUAUUUAUGAUUUUUUUCAAAAUUUGAUUUUAAAACUAACAAAAAAAAAAACUACAUAGAUCUCAAAUUUUGUUUUUAUUUUUUUGGCUACCAAGUACAACUUAUAAUGUACUUCCUGUCAAAUUUUUUUAAGCAUUUCUGUAAUCCAACAAUUGUAUACAGCCAGGGUAUAUGAAUUACCUAUCAAAUUCAAAUUAUGUAAAACCCACUCAAAAUUAAAAUUUCAGAAAAGUUGCUUAAAAUCAAAAAAAAUUCUACAUCAUAGUAAAAUCAAUAGAUGCCUCGUUAUGCCCUGAAUCUAAAAUCAAAGUAUUUAGCUCAAAAUUAUAUUGUUAUUUUUGUGACUAAAUAAAAUCAAUAUUCAUUGAAAUUUAAUAAUAGAUUAAAUUAAUUUUUGGUAUUUUGUAUUAUUAAUAUUGUGAUUUUGUAUCUUUAUUUUCAAAUUAAAAUAGUUGGUAUCAAAAAGGUAACAAUUUUAUAGAUUAAUAUGUUAAUAUUAUACUGAAGUCUGGUAUAAUUAGAGACCAGAUUUAUAUGCUCUUAAAAUCUACAAAAAAGCAAUUGAAAAUGUUAAAAAAAGGCUUGAUAAAAGCACUUAAAAAAUAUUUAAAAAAACAAAAAUAAUAGAUGGAUUUAAGAAUUCUCCCUCUAACGGAUUUAACUUGUAAAUAAAAUUUUCUAACACUAAAAAAAUGAUUAAAGAAAAGUAAAACUUUUUUAUAAUAUGUAUGACAUUAUUUAAAAGAAUUUAUUUUGUAUGAAUCAAUUGUGUAGUGUUAAGGAAUUUAAUUUAAUAAGUUAAAGCUAACUACUCUAUCAUUUUUGCUUUUAUAAAUGUUUGUAAAUUUUUUUUUUUAGCGAUUUUAAAGUGCCUUUUUAUAGAUUAUUGAACCUCUGUUGAUUGAGGUUAAAAGCUGUUUUAGUUUUAUGGAAUCGAGUUUUCCGUGUAAUUACCAUGUUUUUAAUUAUAAUGGUUUACAGAAUAUGAGGAUUUUUCCUUUAAAUAGAAUUAGGCAUAUUUGUGAAAUGUUAUAUUAUUUAUUAAAUUAUUUAAAUUUAGUUUAUUUCAAAUAUAAUUUUUUUAUUUAAACUCAGGGACAUCAACAACACUUGCUGAAGCAUUAAAUAUGCUCGAGUAUGGUGAAAGAUUACCUCCACAUAAUGAGAUUCCACAUUCAUCACCCAAUAAUAACUCAGGAUUGGCAACCACACAUUCCACCCUAACCGCGCUGUUAGCUGCUGAAAAUAAUUUUAUGUCCAAUAGCAGUCACACUAGCAAUAAUACACAGUUUGGAAUGUAAUAUUUAUAACAUUUAUACUUCUAAUAUUUAUUCUAGUCAUCUAGUCUUGUGUGUAAACCACAAUUAAAUAUAUACACUUAUAACGGACUGAGAUAUCUUAGGAUUCGUGAUUAUUAUUAUUAUUUAUUUACCAUUACCAUAUUACUGUGCCAGUUCAUUUUACAAUUAAUAUAGAGUGCGUGUAAGACAUUUCUUAUCAUUUAAAAGUAAAAGACACUUCGGGGUCUCGUUAUCGUGCCUUGUUUUGUAACAAUUAUAUUUUUAAUCGUGGUGUAAACUAUUAUCAAAAUGUAUAGUUAUAUUAUUAAUUGAUUUGACCAUAAUCAAUUAUAUAUAAAAUGUGUACCUAAUUUUAGUGCAAUAUUUGUUUCUUAAUUUGUAGGUGUUUUAUUCUUAUUAAAUAAUUUAUUAUGAUUUUGAAUUUAUUUACAAAAAUGCUUAAUUUCUUAUAUGAGUUUGUAUUUUAAUAGUUUAUCUCAGUUAAUAGUAGUACUAAAAAUGUAGUUCUAGAACAAUAUAAAUAUAAUACACAUGUUAAAUAAUGAAUACUUUCAACGGUUUUAGUCAAUAUUCACAAUUUUGAAUAUAUUACUUUCUAUUUUCUAUCAUAGAAACAAACUAAGUAGAUCUAAAGAAACUAUUGUUUUUAUUGUAAUUGUUUGUGUAGUAUUUAAAAUUAAAUAAAAACAUUGUUCAACAUUAUGAUUAUAUUGAGAAAUGUAUUGUGUAGAAAUUAAUAUUUUAUUGUAU